Molecule: messenger RNA, 2887 nt
Organism: Asparagus officinalis (garden asparagus)
Lineage: Eukaryota; Viridiplantae; Streptophyta; Magnoliopsida; Asparagales; Asparagaceae
Product: probable ion channel CASTOR
Exons: 14
Coding region: 296-2560 (754 amino acids)
Biological process (GO): monoatomic ion transport
Source: RefSeq, a predicted model, not a curated record
CUCUCCCAAACCCUACCUCCGCGACUCAAGAUUCACUCCGACGUCCAGCUUCUCUUCAUCGUCUAAUUCGUCGCCGCCGUCGAGUUUUAAACCGAUCCCGUACUCGAUCUCGGGGAGGGAGGCGAAGUAUUCGGGAGCUAGGAGGAAAGUGACAUUCGAUGCGCUGAGAUCGGCGAAGGAUGAGAAGAAGGCGGGAUUGGGAUCGGAGGCGGCUGCGGCGGUUGGGGAUGAGAAGAAGAAGGGGAUUGGUGGAAGGUUUGGGGAUUUUUCGGCUGCGGUUAAGAUCCGAUGGCCGAUGACGGUCAUCGUUGCGAUCACUGUUACAUGCUUCACUUCUCUGCUUCAUAAAAAUUUUUCUUUGCAGAAUCAGCUUAGGAAUUUACAGGACCAGCUGUCCAUGCUCAAUGUUAGACUAAAUGAAUGCAAUAUAUAUGAUCCCAUGGGAGUUGUUGGUAAUGCCUCUGAAGAGAGAAACCAUAUUCCAAACAAAAAUCUAAAAAAUUCUGCUCUGGUUUUCUCACUUAUUAUUUUGUCCAUUCCUCUCAUUAUUCUCAAGUAUAUUGACAGCAUGUCAAGGUUGCGGAACUCAUCAGAUUCUGAAGAAGUUUCCCUUAACAAGCAGCUAGCAUAUCAAGUUGAUUUGUUUUUAUCAGUUCAUCCAUAUGCUAAACCUCUAGCUCUUCUUCUAGCAACUUUACUGCUGAUAUGCCUUGGUGGUUUGGCCCUCUUUGGUGUGACAGAUGAUAGUUUAGCUGACUGCCUGUGGUUAUCUUGGACUUAUGUUGCUGAUUCAGGCAAUCAUGCAAAUUCAGUUGGUAUUGGUCCCAAGUUGGUCUCAGUUUCGAUAAGUUUUGGCGGAAUGCUCAUAUUUGCCAUGAUGCUAGGGCUUGUUUCUGAUGCAAUCUCAGAGAAGUUUGAUUCUUUGAGAAAGGGAAAAAGUGAAGUUAUAGAGAAAAAUCACACACUAAUUCUUGGCUGGAGCGACAAGCUGGGAUCUUUGUUGAAUCAACUUGCAAUUGCCAAUGAGAGUUUGGGUGGUAGUAUUGUCGUUGUGAUGGCGGAAAGAGACAAGGAGGAGAUGGAGCUUGAUAUUGCUAAAAUGGAGUUUGAUUUCAAGGGAACAUCUGUCAUAUGCAGAAGCGGAAGUCCUCUUAUUCUCGCUGAUUUGAAAAAGGUUUCUGUUUCAACGGCUCGUGCUGUGGUUGUCCUUGCUGAAGAUGGAAAUGCUGACCUGAGCGACGCAAGAGCAUUAAGAACUGUUUUAAGCUUAAAUGGAGUUAAAGAAGGUCUAAGAGGACACAUAGUGGUGGAACUGAGUGAUCUAGAUAACGAAGUUUUGGUUAAACUUGUUGGUGGAGAUCUUGUUGAAACAGUAGUUGCUCAUGAUGUGAUUGGCCGUUUAAUGAUACAAUGUGCUCGUCAACCAGGCCUUGCUCAGAUUUGGGAAGAUAUCCUUGGCUUUGAGAACUGUGAGUUUUAUAUUAAAAGAUGGCCUCAAUUGGACGGAAUGCAGUUUGAAGAUAUAUUGAUAAGCUUUCCUGAUGCAAUUCCUUGUGGAAUAAAGGUAGCAUCAUGCGGUGGAAAGAUAAUUUUAAAUCCUGAUGAUUCCUAUGUUCUGCAAGAAGGGGAUGAAGUUCUUGUGAUAGCAGAGGAUGAUGAUUCUUAUGCUCCGACUACAUUGCCUAUGGUCUGUGGAGGAUAUCUACCUAAAGAUUUUAUUGUUCCCAAGUCCCAUGAAAGAAUACUCCUCUGUGGUUGGCGCCGAGAUAUGGAAAAUAUUAUCAUGGUGCUAGAUGCCUUUUUGGCACCUGAUUCAGAACUAUGGAUGUUCAACGAUGUGCCUGAGAAUGAGAGGGAAAGAAAGCUAGUUGAUGGUGGUCUUGACUUCAGCAGAUUAGAAAACAUAACUCUUGUCAAUCGUGAAGGAAAUGCUGUCAUCCGUCGGCACCUAGAGAGUUUACCUCUAGAAUCAUUUGAUUCUAUCUUGAUUUUGGCUGAUGAAUCUGUUGAAGAUUCUGCAAUUCAAGCUGAUUCAAGGUCCCUUGCAACACUGCUGCUAAUCAGGGACAUUCAGGCUAAGCGUCUUCCUUAUAAAGAAGCUUUGAUCUCACAUGUUGACCGAGGAAGCUUCUCACAAGGUUCUUGGAUUGGAGAAAUGCAACAAGCAUCUGAUAGAUCCGUCAUAAUUAGCGAAAUUCUGGAUCCUAGGACGAAAAAUUUAUUAUCUGUGUCCAAGAUCAGUGAUUAUGUACUAUCAAAUGAACUAGUAAGCAUGGCAUUAGCAAUGGUUGCAGAGGAUCGGCAAAUAAAUGAUGUUUUGGAAGAGCUCUUUGCAGAAGAGGGAAAUGAGUUGCAGAUAAGGCCAGCUGAUCUUUACCUACGAGAAGAGGAAGAAAUGAAUUUCUAUGAAAUAAUCCUACGUGCUAGACAAAGAAAAGAGAUUGUUAUUGGGUACCGCUUUGAGAAUGAAGAACAUGCCGUUAUUAACCCACCAAACAAGGAGGUUCGAAGAAAGUGGUCAGCUAAGGAUGUCUUUGUUGUCAUUGCCGAGAAGGAUUGAGCUCAAUAUUGUUAGCUUUCCUGUUGUAUUUUGUUCUGAUUGCAGAUGCAAUGGCAUAAUUCAAUGGAGUAAACUUUGAUCCAAGCUAAAGGAAAUGAAGGCUUAAAGGAUCUCGUAAUAUGCUUUGAUUGCCUGUUGUUUGCCCAUUUGACCAAAAUUCUGUAAAUAUGACCCAUGUAAUAUAUCUUCAUGUCCCCAAUUUUGUUGAGAGGAUCGGAGGAAACAGUGUUGUAUUAGAAUAAUAUGCCAAAAAUAGUUAGGAUAAAUAUGUAUAUUACACAAUGUUAAAUUCUUGAAGAGAAAGCAUUGUAGUAGCCCUUCCUCUUC